ACACAUUCUGUGGUGCCUGUGGAGGAACUGCAAAUGUUCCUGUAAGACCACCAGUGCUCAAAGCUACAGCAAGUCUUUGCAAACUGGCUGCACUUCUCUACUUCAGUCUGGAAACAAGUCUGCAGUAUAGCCCACCAACCAGCCCAUGUAAAGGAUGAUAGGAGAGAAGCAGUUACUGUCCAUGAUACUAAUGUCUGUGCUGAGUUUACUGACACUACAGACAUCAUAUGGACAGCACUUGACAGAGGAGUCCUGCACUGUUCAGAUCCUUGUCCCUGGACUCAAAGGAGAACCAGGAGAGAAAGGACAAAAAGGAGCACCGGGGAGACCCGGAAGAGUUGGCCCUCUUGGAGAGAUUGGUCAAACUGGGCUUAAAGGACAGAAAGGCAUUAUGGGACAUUAUGGAAAAGUGGGCCCGAGUGGAAUGAAAGGGUUAAAAGGAGACAUGGGGGAUCCAGGUCCAGCAGGCCCUAAUGGAGAGCCAGGUGUUCCAUGUGAGUGCACACCAAUGAGAAAGAUGAUUGGAGAAAUGGACAUUCUUGUGACACAGCUCUCCUCUGAACUGAAAUUUAUUAAAAAUGCACUGCCCUCCCCUGCAGCUGUUGCUGGCAUAAAAGAGACAGACAGUAAGGUCUAUCUGUUGGUGAAGGAGGAGAAGCGCUACUCCGACGCUGAGCUCUACUGUCAGACAAGGGGAGGGCACCUGGCCAUGCCCAAGGAUGAGGGAGCCAACUCGGCCAUCGCAGGGUACAUAACCGAAGCAGGCCUGAACAGAGUCUACAUCGGCAUUCAUGACCUGGACCAUGAGGGUGUUUUCACCUACGUGGAUCUCUCUGCCAUGACCACUUUCAGCAAGUGGAGAAAGGGAGAGCCCAACAACGCCUAUGACGAUGAGGACUGUGCUGAGAUGGUGGCCUCUGGGGAGUGGACUGAUGUGGCGUGCCACCCUACCAUGUAUUUUGUUUGUGAAUUUGAGAAGGACAGUGUCUGAGAUCAGUCUGUGUUGAAAGGACUGCUUACAUAAUGGAUAAAUAUAACAAAAGUUACAUGUAUUCACUGUGUGUACUACUUCUAUCUGUAAAUAGGGUGACAAAAUGACAUGCAAGUUGUGCAAAAUACUCGUUUUUUCUAGUACUUUAUACUUUUCCUUAUAAUCCUAAAAGCUAUUUAUUUUCUUAAUUCACAAAACAUCCAGUGUUUUUGUUCUUUUGUAUGAAUGUUACUCAUUUUAAGUACACCCUUAAUCUCCUAUACUCUGUGAUUCAUCAGUGUUUCAUACAGCAUUCCAGGCAAUGUAUAUAGUUUGUAUGUUAUGCAAACUAUCCAACAAGCAAUAUUUGCAAUGUGGAAUAUCAACCAAAAAAGCAAAU
Molecule: messenger RNA, 1370 nt
Organism: Etheostoma cragini (Arkansas darter)
Lineage: Eukaryota; Metazoa; Chordata; Actinopteri; Perciformes; Percidae
Gene: colec11
Product: collectin sub-family member 11
Exons: 7
Coding region: 155-991 (278 amino acids)
Source: RefSeq, a predicted model, not a curated record